UUUGCAGUAAUCGGAGUAGAUUUUGGUACCGCAGGUACUGUUAUAGCUGUCGCUCGAAACCGGGGUGUCGACGUGAUCACCAAUGAAGUCUCUAACCGUUCAACACCGUCAUUGGUUGGCUUUGGGCCCAAAUCUCGAUACCUUGGAGAGUCAGCUAAAACGCAAGAAAUAUCCAACCUCAAAAACACCGUCGCCUCACUGAAGCGACUUGCUGGUCGUUGCUUAAACGAUCCUGAUAUCCAGAUUGAACAGAACUUUAUAUCAGCACCCCUUGUGGACAUCAAUGGACAAGUUGGAGCAGAAGUUACUUACCUCAACCGGAAAGAAAGAUUUACUUCCACGCAACUUAUAUCUAUGUUUCUCAGCAAAAUAAAAGCAACAGCUUCCGCAGAGCUUAAGUUACCUGUUUCUGAUCUAGUGAUGAGCGUGCCUGCUUGGUUCACUGAUGCUCAGCGAAGAAGUUUGAUGGAUGCUGCAGAAAUUGCUGGCUUAAAGCUUCUUCGAUUAAUGAAUGACACUACUGCCGCAGCUCUAGGAUACGGAAUAACAAAGCUGGAUCUUCCAACCGCAGAGGAAAAGCCAAGGCGUGUAGCUUUUAUCGAUAUUGGCCACUCUAACUACACUUGCUCAAUUGUCGAAUUCAAAAAAGGGGAAUUGACCGUAAAAUCUACUGCAUACGAUCGUCACUUUGGAGGGCGUGACUUUGAUAGAGCUCUUGUGGAACAUCUAGCCACUGAGUUCAAGGAGAGUUACAAAAUAGAUAUUAAAUCUAACGCGAAGGCUAUGGUUCGCGUCAAUGCCGCUGCGGAAAAAUUGAAAAAGAUACUCUCAGCGAAUCAACAAGCCCCUUUAAACAUCGAGUCUUUAAUGGAUGAUAUUGACGUUGCCACCAUGGUCACUCGUGAAGGGCUCGAGAAACUAGUUGAGCCACUACUUAACCGUGUGCAUGUACCUCUUGAACAAGCAUUAGCCGACGCUAAGCUCAAGAUUGAGGACAUAGAUGUAAUCGAGCUAGUUGGCGGCUGCACCCGUGUACCUGCUCUGAAGGAACGAAUUCAGAAAUUCUUCAACAAAACUCUCUCGUUUACGCUUAAUCAGGAUGAAGCUAUUGCACGUGGCUGUGCCUUCAGCUGCGCCAUUCUCUCCCCAGUAUUUCGUGUCCGCGAUUUCUCAAUCCAUGAUAUCGUCAACUACCCUAUCGAAUUUACUUGGGAAAAAUCAACCGACAUUCCCGAUGAGGAUACAAGUCUGACUGUUUUCAACCAAGGAAAUGUGAUGCCCUCAACUAAGAUCUUAACUUUCUAUCGUAAGGAACCUUUCAAUCUAGAAGCCAAGUAUGCGGCGCCUGAAAAACUCCCGGGUAAGACAAAACCAUGGAUCGGUAACUUUUCUGUAAAAGGUGUCAAAGCCGAUGCUAAGGAUGAUUUCAUGAUUUGCAAGCUGAAAGCACGCCUCAAUCUACACGGGAUAUUGAACGUGGAGCAGGGUUACUUUGUAGAGGAAAUUGAGGUUGAGGAGCCAAUUCCUGAAGACCCGGAGAAGGAAUCUGAAGCGAUGGAUAUCGAAGACAAGCCAAAGACUCGAAAAGUCAAGAGUCAAGUUCGUAAAGGAGAGCUUCCUAUAUCCUCUGCAACCUCUGGUCUCGAUGAUUCAUCCAAAUCAGCUUCUGCCGAACAAGAAGCUGCCAUGAUAAUGGAAGAUAAGCUUGUCAGCGACACAGAAGAAAAGAAGAAUGAACUCGAAGCUUAUAUAUACGAAAUGAGGAAUAAGCUUGAUGACCAAUACUCUGAGUUUGCCAGUGAAGAAGAAAAAUUAAAACUCAAUGAAAGACUUACUGCUACUGAGGAUUGGUUAUACGAUGAGGGUGAAGAUGCCACCAAAGCUACAUACAUCGCGAAAAUGGACGAAAUCCGAAUGUUAGCUGGCCCUAUUACCCAGCGCCACUUUGAUAAGGUAGAAGAAGAACGUGCGGCUGCGCAGGCCAUAGCUGAUGCCGAGGCUGCAAAGAAACGAGAAUUAGCUGAAGCUGCUAAAGCCGCAGCACUUGCUCAGGAGGCUGCGAUGAGCAAGGAUGAAGUCAUGGCGGAGGCUGAUUCAUCUAAAAAUAGUGAAGGUUUUGAAGCAGAUAGCAAAUAA
Messenger RNA from Blumeria graminis f. sp. triticale, 2136 nucleotides. The record is from the annotation of a GenBank genome assembly. Lineage: Eukaryota; Fungi; Ascomycota; Leotiomycetes; Helotiales; Erysiphaceae.